GUCGUGCUCUGAAGUCCACUAAAAGCAAACUCUCUAAUGUGAAAGCGUCUACAGAUAUACAGCAAUGCGAGUUCCCUCGCUGGACAUGCACACACGGCGAUGUAAUCCUGUCAGUGUAGGUUGUAUGUAUUGUUGCACGAAGCAACAAAAUGUGACCUGCGUCAUGCAUGUCACUCCGGGCCAGCUGAGUUUAUUUUCAUUUUGAAGAGUCUGUUUACGAUAGUUCACUUCCGCCGUUGUACCCCCGGCCUUUUAAAGGAGUAAGGGGUGGGGGAGAGCAAAAAUCGAUACAAAGUAAGCGAGUGUUUGUGGUAACGUUAACAAACUCCUUCAGUUGUCUCAUUGACUGACUGACUGACAAACAAGUGACUCUUCGAUGCAUAUAUACUGGAUUAUUUUUUUGCUUGGAUACAUUCCUCUGUAACAGUUUUAGCAAGCUGGAGUUGAUGUAUGAUAGCCUGCUAUCUGCAGUCUCUCUCUCUCUCCUCUUGCCUGGGAUCUGGGCUCAGCUGUCAAUCAGCAGCGUUGUUUGUCGUAGCCAGUUUCAGUGCGAGCAGUCCAGUGAAAGCUACAUGUCGGGGGUAAAGCGAAGCUCUGCCAGCCGUUCCAGCCCAUGUCAUCCGGAGCAUUCUCCAGCAGCAGCCGCUCGCUGGCUCUGCUAACCACUCCAUGCAGGAAUUGAGAGUCCGCCUGGCAAAGAGGGAUCUGUCAGAGAACCGCAUUGGUGAAAAUCCAGCACGAUUACUUACCUAUUUAUGUUUGGUGACGCCCCUGGACGGUUCCAUUUUGAGCCUUGGAGGACCAGCAGGGAAAAAAAACCGAGAGAAAGAAAGAGAGCUCUUAGAUAAUAGGAAAGCACUGAACAUGUAGUGAGAGGUGGAGGAGGAUGAAGUGGGCAAGAUCAGCGAUUAAAGUGAUGUCAGUUUAAAAGCCUAAAUCAGAGCGACGACAGUCCCAGCCCAAAACGCCGGCGUCUCUCUCAUUCUGUCCUUGAGAUCCAGAGUGCAUCUCCUCCUCAGACACCACCAAUGCGACCAUGGGAAAUAACAGUGAAUAGGCGGCCUCCCUCAGCCCCUUUCAACCAGCGACGAUUCUCAGGGGAACGGUGCAACACACCAGCACAUCACAGGAGAAGUCCUCCUGCGCGACGCCAGUGGGGUAGGCGUGACAGGCCUUUGCAUAAUCCUAUAAACCAGGAUGAAAACUAUCACCAUCCUCCAUAUUCACAGCAACUGCCUAUAGAUGAAAAUCGAUCUUACAAUCACACAAGCCUAUCACCACGUAUGCUUCACCCUGCUGCACAUCCUCCGCAGCAAAAUCCCGUCAUGGUGGAUCUCCACGAACAGAUGCAUCAAGGAACAGUUCCUGUGUCCUACACUGUAACCACAGUAACGGCACAUGGUUUCCCACUCCAUGCAGGACAACAUAUCCCAGGGUGCAACACGCAACAGGUCCCAGCAUGCUCAGUAAUGUUCAGUGGACAGCACUACCCAGUCUGCUGCGUUCCACCGCCUCUGAUCCAUGCGUGCACAAUGCAGCAUCUGCCAGUCUCUUACCAAGCCUUCCCUCCACUUAUCUCCAGUGAACAUUUUAUACUGCACCCUCCCCAUCUGCCACCCCACCAGCACCCCCACCUUCCUCCCUUGGGCCAGUUUGUUCCAAUCCAGCCACAGCACCCACGACUGCCCCUGCAGAGGAUAGAGAAUGAAGUAGAAAUGAGGGGGGACCAGCACCCAGUUGGUGGUUUUACAUACCCACCUUCACAUCAUCCCCCUGCCAUGCCGACUUCUGUCCCUCUGCAGUAUCUUCCUCAUGAUCCCUUACACCAGGAAUUGCCCUUUGGAGUGCCAUACCCACAUGUUAUGCCACGGAGAAUGACUGGACAACGAUACCGCUUACAACAGCCUUUGCCACCACCUCCACCCUAUUACCCCAGCUUCCUGCCAUAUUUCCUAUCGAUGCUUCCAGUGCCUCCUGCAGUGGGACCAGCCAUUAGUGUGGAAUUAGAGGUAGAGGAUGUGGAAGUGGAAAAUUAUGAGGCACUGCUGAACUUGGCCGAACGACUGGGAGAAGCUAAGCCGCGGGGACUCACCAAAGCAGACAUAGAGCAGCUUCCGUCCUAUAGGUUUAAUCCUGAAAAUCACCAGUCAGAACAAACCUUGUGCGUAGUGUGCUUUAGCGAUUUUGAGUCGAGGCAGCUACUUAGAGUCUUACCCUGCAACCAUGAGUUCCACGCAAAGUGUGUUGAUAAAUGGCUGAAGACCAAUCGUACAUGUCCUAUCUGUCGAGCUGAUGCUUCUGAAGUUCACCGAGAUUUAGAGUAAAGCCAUUUCCGCAGCACAAUAUUGAAGACGUUACCUAGAUGACGUGGGGGAGCACACUGUUCACCCACUCAUCUGUGUUACCUUAAGCCUUCCCCUUGAACAACAGCAAUCUAGGAUCUUAUCUGGAGUCCUGUUACCUCUGUUUGCACCGUGCGAUUUGAUGACUUCAGCAAACACCUAGUAUCUUCGCUUAGAAACCGUUAUGGAGUUGUGUUGUACUAACAUUGUGUUCCAAACUCCAAAGAUUUUAACCUGCGUGUAUUUUGAUGUGUAUUAACAUUUUAUAGUUUGUAUGAUCAUUCCAAGUAUUGACACGAAAUUUGAGGGGUUGUGAUUUCAUCAUAUGCUCGAAAAGAAACAGUAGGUGGAAGACGAUGGGGUACUCUGCCCAGUAAACCCUCCAGCAUACUGUACUGAUGGAGCGAAGCAGGAUGUUUGAGAAGUGUGCGAGUGUGCGUGCGCGUGUCUGUAUGUUAUCUGUGUAAUGUCUGAAUGUACCUAUCCAUGUUUUCUUGUAUUUGUACCAUACACUGGUCUAGUUCUCUUGUGUGCCUUUGCACACACUAUCCUAACCACUUCCAAAAUAUUUCCUGUAUUGUUUGCAUGAAUAACAGUGCGUGAGUGUGUUUGAGUGAAAGAUUAGAGGAGGGAAAAUAUUUAAUGUGCACAUAUGCAUGCGUGUCCAGCCAGCUUGGACUGGUGAUGACUAGCUCUAUCCAGCUGUGGGUGGGGGUGGGAAUCUGUGCUCAGCUAUUACUGCCAUGCACUGUACUGCACACAUACCUAAGCUCACAGCCUUUGUGGUGCAAAAAUUAUUCCAAGCAGCUAAAUUAUUUAGGAUUUGUGGUUGUUGAUUGCUCUGUAGAUGCCACCAAUUGUUUACCAAUGAUUUAUGUGGUGGGAUAGUGGAUUGUUUACUGUUUUAAUUAGUCCUGACCUGAGGGACGGUGGACUCUGUAGGAGACCCAUUGGCCAGGGGCCAGGGCCCUGUGUUCUGUGUUAGGAAGAUUUUUGCUUUGGUACUUGCACAGUUACAGUUACCUCAUUUUGCCAUGUAUGUAUUUGAAAUUUGCUAAUAUAUAUAUAGGAAAUGGUUCUGAUGCUAAACAUUUUGUGUUUUCAUCCCAUUUGAAUCAUAUUGUUGUAGCAUUUAACAUAACUAGUUAUAAUGUAUUAUACAUCUGUAAACCAAAUUGUUUCAGAGACGAAAUUUUUAACAGAUUUGUACUUUUUUUAUGAAAGUUGCUAGUUAUGCUUUACCAGGUAGUGCAAUCAUUUUUUAUUGUUGUGGCUGAUUUGAGAGGGUUGUUCACUAAUAAAUGUAUGAUGUAUACCAACAUAA
Messenger RNA from Carcharodon carcharias (great white shark), 3666 nucleotides. It is a transcript of the gene rnf44, whose product is annotated as ring finger protein 44. Lineage: Eukaryota; Metazoa; Chordata; Chondrichthyes; Lamniformes; Lamnidae. The coding region runs from base 1029 to 2324 and encodes 431 amino acids. The transcript is spliced from 11 exons. The record is from RefSeq and is a predicted model, not a curated record.